AGAACCAGUGACGCUGUGGCCUGUUGGUAGUUGAUACCGCGACACUCCGCGGUUCACGUUUGAUUCGUACUUCGGAUUAUAAUCAUUUGAAGAGAACCUAAGAAAAUGUCUACAUUAUCUCAUGGGAAGAAGCGAGUCUGCUACUAUUAUGAUAGCGAUAUAGGAAAUUAUUAUUAUGGUCAAGGCCAUCCUAUGAAACCACAUCGUAUAAGGAUGACGCAUAAUCUACUACUUAAUUAUGGUCUUUACAGAAAAAUGGAAAUAUAUAGACCACAUAAAGCUACAGCUGAUGAAAUGACAAAAUUUCAUAGCGACGAGUAUAUAAGAUUUUUGAGAUCAAUCAGGCCAGAUAAUAUGUCAGAAUAUAACAAACAAAUGCAGAGAUUUAAUGUGGGCGAAGAUUGCCCUGUUUUUGAUGGCUUGUAUGAAUUCUGCCAAUUGUCAGCUGGUGGUUCUGUAGCAGCUGCAGUUAAACUCAAUAAACAAGCAUCAGAAAUCUGCAUUAAUUGGGGUGGUGGUUUACAUCAUGCUAAGAAGAGCGAAGCAUCAGGCUUCUGUUAUGUGAAUGAUAUUGUACUUGGAAUUUUGGAAUUACUUAAAUAUCAUCAAAGAGUUUUAUAUAUUGAUAUUGAUGUUCAUCAUGGUGAUGGUGUUGAGGAAGCAUUUUACACAACAGAUAGAGUAAUGACUGUCUCCUUUCACAAAUAUGGUGAAUAUUUUCCUGGUACAGGAGAUCUCAGAGAUAUUGGUGCUGGAAAGGGCAAAUAUUAUGCUGUCAACAUACCUUUACGAGAUGGCAUGGAUGAUGAAAGUUAUGAAUCUAUUUUUGUACCUAUAAUUUCAAAAGUCAUGGAAACUUUUCAACCAUCAGCAGUUGUUUUACAAUGUGGAGCAGAUUCCUUGACAGGUGACCGACUUGGCUGUUUUAAUUUAACUGUAAGGGGACAUGGUAAAUGUGUAGAAUUCGUAAAAAAAUAUAAUCUACCAUUUUUAAUGGUUGGAGGAGGUGGCUAUACGAUUAGAAAUGUAUCUAGAUGUUGGACAUAUGAAACAUCUGUCGCUCUAGGAUCAGAAAUUGCUAAUGAACUUCCAUAUAAUGAUUAUUUUGAAUACUUUGGUCCUGAUUUCAAGUUACAUAUAAGUCCAUCAAAUAUGGCUAAUCAAAAUACACCUGAGUAUUUGGAAAAGAUAAAAACAAGAUUAUUUGAAAACUUAAGAAUGUUACCUCAUGCGCCGGGCGUUCAAGUGCAAGCAAUUCCAGAGGAUGGUGCUGUUAUCGAAGAUUCAGAAGCAGAAGAGAAAAUAAAUCCAGAUGAAAGAUUAUCACAAAGGGAUUUGGAUAAAAGGAUACAACAUGAGAAUGAAUAUAGUGAUAGCGAAGAGGAGGGAGAUGGUGGUAGAAGAGACAAUAGAUCGUUCAAAACUUCCAGAAAGCGACCAAGGCUAGAAAAGGGUCAGGAAGGUAUGGAAAGUGAUAUAAAAAAGGAAGAAGACAUAAAAUCUGAAGCAAAAGAGAAUGAUAAGGACGAAAAAAUGAAUGCCACGAAUGAAGAGACGAAAAAAGAUAGUGGUGCGAAUCCCUGAUAAAUAAUAGCACCUACUCGUCGGAAAUAUUGCAGAGGUCUUUAUUUAAAUCAAGUCUAAAUAAGCUUAGGUAACUUAAGUGCAAAGAGCACGUGGUGUACAGAUAUUCGUUACCUUAAGAUCAUCCCAUAAUCCAAAGUCACUUAUUUUCUUCGUAUUUUAUAUAAUAGAAAGAGAGGCGUACUUUAAUAUGAUUGAUUAUUUGAUUAUAUCCGUUUGUGAAGUAUAAUAACGAUAUUGAGAUAUAUACGUACAAGCGUAAUAUCA
Messenger RNA from Vespula pensylvanica (western yellowjacket), 1851 nucleotides. It is a transcript of the gene HDAC1, whose product is annotated as histone deacetylase HDAC1. Gene Ontology annotation, molecular function: histone deacetylase activity. Bases 106 to 1584 code for a protein of 492 amino acids. NCBI's taxonomy places the organism in Eukaryota, Metazoa, Arthropoda, Insecta, Hymenoptera, Vespidae. The transcript is spliced from 9 exons. The record is from RefSeq and is a predicted model, not a curated record.